AUGGAAAAAACGACGAGAUUACAUAUACUUGAAGAAAAGUGGGAAGAAAAACUACUCCGACAAUGCAAAAAACUCAAGAGAAUGCAAUCUCAUCCACUGCAUACAAGCCUGAGAGAUCCUACCAAGAACAGACUCAAGAGACAGAGCAUAAAUCACAUCUCCAAAAUACUUCAGAGACAACAUGCAGAAUCCUUGCCACCACUAGACCAACAGGGCGAACCACUCCAGGACUAUGAAGACUGGGAAACUGAAGACUUUACCACCAUCAUAGACCUGCCAGGAGUUGGUAACAAGGAGGAACACACAGAGGCAGAACUCAAAGCCCUUACCCUCGAGGUGUUGGACAGGGAUUACCACAGAGAUUCCUGGAUCCAAGUCUAUACAGAUGGCUCUGCUGAAAAUGCUGUCAAAAAUGGAGGAGGGGGUGUUUUUAUCAGAUAUGUUGAUGGAAGCUUCACAUCGAAGUCCAUCGCAACUGGAUAUCUCUCCACCAACUUCAGAGCUGAGGCAUGUGCACUACUUGAAGCAGCUAAAGUACUAAACUUACAAGACAAACUGUCUCCCAAAACCGUUUUCCUUACAGACUGCAGAUCUCUACUACAGAGCCUCCAGACACAUUGUGGCGAACAUAUCCUGUUGAAUAUCAGGAGGGAACUUCAAGAUAUGCCAAAAAGAACAGACAUAAUCCUUCAAUGGAUACCAUCCCAUUGUGGCGUGCCAGGCAAUGAAGAAGCAGACAGGCACUCAAAAACAGGAAGCAAACGUCAGCAGGUAUCUCAACCCACAUCAUACUCGGAGGUGAAAACCAUCAUAAAGAACCGCUUUAACACCAACUGGAAGAUACGGAUGGAAGUGGAAAAAGAGGAUAACCUUGAGUCACUGGACAGAACACAGCAAGUAAUCAUCUUUAGAAUGAGGACUGGCCACUGUCGCCUGCUCUCCCACCUCUAUAGACUCAGACUUGCCCACAUUGAUGAAUAUCCCUGUGGUACUGAUGCCCAAACGCCUGAACACAUUCUUCAGUCCUGUCCAUCAUAUAGCACCCUGAGACAAGAAGCCUGGCCGUAUCCGGUGGACCUAAAAGAGAAACUUUGGGGACCGACGUCGUCCCUUCGACGGACAGCAGACUUCCUGGUGAGAACAGGACUGGAAGUCUGA
This is a messenger RNA of Gigantopelta aegis, 1158 nucleotides long. RefSeq lists its product as uncharacterized. The transcript has a single exon. Gene Ontology annotation, biological process: DNA replication, removal of RNA primer. Gene Ontology annotation, molecular function: RNA-DNA hybrid ribonuclease activity; nucleic acid binding. The coding region runs from base 1 to 1158 and encodes 385 amino acids. NCBI's taxonomy places the organism in Eukaryota, Metazoa, Mollusca, Gastropoda, Neomphalida, Peltospiridae. The record is from RefSeq and is a predicted model, not a curated record.